CUUACAAUGUACAUUGUCGACUGCAUGUAGGUACUUCUUAUGUUAGUUAAUGUAGACAAAGGAAGGUCUAAAAUACAAACAAUCAGGAAGGAUUUUUCGCUGUCGGAACUAUGGGUGUCAUCGCACGAUAAGUUAAGCGACUUCUACUUGUCGGCAUGGCAGCGAGGCGAGUCGCCCGUGCCGCUGCUGGUGGUACGGCUGACGCUGGCGGCGGUGGCCAGUGGUAUCCUAAUAUGGUCGUUGGUGGCGGGCGCGGGCCCUUACUGGAUCAUCUACCUAACCAACUGGGGCCUACUUCUUGUCACCAUGAUGACGCUCAGCGGACUUCUCGUCUCUUGUAUGUCUCUUUGCAAACCACUUACCGACGCAGUGGAACUGCCAUGGUACGUGAGCAUGUACUGGCUGAUAUACAACAUAACUGUCAGUAUAGCCAUCAUGAUCACACUCCUCUACUGGAUACUGCUCUUCGAUCCUGAUGAGACCAAUGACGGUAGUGCACAGGGCGACAUCUGGUUAGACGUGGCGACGCACGGCAUAAAUUCGUGCAUUACGUUAGUGGAGGUGCUGGCGGCGCGCACUCCCGUGCGGCUUCUCCACGUGUACCAGCCGUUAGGUGUCGGCCUAUGGUAUGCUGCAUUUUCCGGCGUCUACUAUGCAGCGGGGGGAACCGAUGGGAAUGGCUACCCUUUCAUAUAUGAAAUAUUGGAUUGGCGGCAGGGCGGCCGUGCUGGCACCGUGGUGGCCGCAUCCACCGCUUGUUUAAUAGUGAUCUACGUAUUGGUUUGGGGCACAACUUUGUGCAGAGAGAAACUCUCCCUAGCAACGAUACGUACCACCAGUCAUUCCUUGCCUUUAACUCCGCCCGAUCCUCACACGCAUAUCGUAUGAUUAUCUGUCGAAUCGUUAUUUUUACAGAUUGUAUUGCGUAAUCGUGCAACGUUUCUGUAAAUUUCUGACGUGACCUUUGUAUAAAACAAUAUUGCUAUCUGUUUUUGUUUCUAUGAGGUAGUGAAGGAUAGCAACAUUGUCUUUAUACAGCCGUUACAAUAGGAGAGAUUCACCGUACUAUUUGUAUGUCGUUGUACUUAAUUUUAUGACUGGCCAUGUUUAUGACUUUUGUGAUAGGCUAAAAUGUUGCCUAUUGUGAUGAACUACCAAUAAUUCAAAAUAAUAUGUACUUUCUAUAUUAGAUUUAUUUAAAAGAAUCAUUUGCGUUUUUAGUGGAUUUUAAUGCCUGUACAUUAAGAACCUUUUCCGUAGGUAAACAUCGAAUUACAAUAUUAUGGUCCAUACAUUUUGUAUAUAAUUUUGUGUAAAAGUUAAAAACAACUGAACGUGAAACAACUAUUAUUAUUUUAAGUCAUAAAUUCAAAUACAAUUUACGUAAUACUUGUGCUCUCUGGAUAUUUAAAAUAUUAUUAUCGAAAUAUCUUACAUACAAUUUUAAAGUAUUAAACGAUUUAAAAAGUA
This is a messenger RNA of Papilio polytes (common Mormon), 1470 nucleotides long. Its product is annotated as protein rolling stone-like. The record is from RefSeq and is a predicted model, not a curated record. The transcript is spliced from 5 exons. Bases 40 to 888 code for a protein of 282 amino acids. NCBI's taxonomy places the organism in Eukaryota, Metazoa, Arthropoda, Insecta, Lepidoptera, Papilionidae. Gene Ontology annotation, cellular component: membrane.